Messenger RNA from Phragmites australis (common reed), 3971 nucleotides. RefSeq names its product disease resistance protein RGA2-like. Gene Ontology annotation, molecular function: ADP binding. Bases 80 to 3907 code for a protein of 1275 amino acids. The transcript is spliced from 2 exons. The record is from RefSeq and is a predicted model, not a curated record. Lineage: Eukaryota; Viridiplantae; Streptophyta; Magnoliopsida; Poales; Poaceae. Gene Ontology annotation, biological process: defense response to other organism.
UUUCCUGCCUUUCUUCCCUGACCUUCUGUUUCCUGAUCCUUCCCUUGAGCAACACCGAUUCCUGUGGAUCAAGCAAGCAAUGGAAGCUGCUGCCGCGCUGGUCUUCGCCGGGAAGUCGGUAGCAACACCGGCUAUCGGGUUCAUCGUAACCAAGGCAGUCAAGUACCUCACCGAGCUGCACGCGGCUGAGGGCAUGGAGGAAAGCAAGAACAAUAUCUUGGCGAGGAUUGGGAACAUCCAAGCGGUGUAUGAUGCUGUUGACCGUCAGCAGAUCACGAAGCAGAGGGAGAAAUUGGAUCCAUGGCUCUGGCGGCUGCGUGAUGCCGUUGAAGAGGCAGAGGAUGCACUCGAUGAGAUAGAGUACUACAACAUUAAGGGGGGGAAAAGUAAGUUGCUUGGUUUCGUAUCCAAUUAUGUCUUGGAAAAGUUUAUUGCUAAGUUUACUAAACAUGGAACGUUGGAGAGGUUGAGAAAGGCUGUCUACAACUUGGAUGAAGUUUCUGCAGAUGUAGGGACCAGUCUUCAGCUUGUAGGGCUCUCCAGUUGUCCUCCCUUGCAGGAUCAUGCUGAAAGCAAUGGUCACCAGACUAGCUCUGUGUUGGCAUCUACCGAGAUCUUUGGCCGUGACAAUGAGAAGAAUCAGAUCAUGGAGUGGUUGACGAAGGAUUUGGAUGAAUAUCCCAACAGUGUUAACACUACUGGUGGCACUAGAAAUUAUUCUAAGUGUGUUGUCAAUUAUGAGAAUUAUACCUUAGCUUCAUCCUUUAAGCUUCUGUGUGAAUACUUCAGGCUUCUAUUGGAAUACUUCAUGGGUCACACAGGCACCCAUUUUUCUCCAGAUCAUGCUCCCAAGAACAAGCUUUCUAUUAUUGCAAUAAUUGGAGUGGGAGGCAUAGGUAAAACCACCCUUGCUCAGAUUGUGCGCAAAGAGCUAAUGGACUCAAAGUACUUUGAUUGUGUUGUGUGGGUGCAUGUGUCCAGUAAUACUUUUGAUGCAACAAGGAUAACUAAGAAGAUCUUGGAGGCAAUUAUAAAGGAGAAGCCUAACGCUGAUACUUUGGAAGUGUUGCAGUAUAACCUUAAAGAGGAACUCAAAGCAAAGAAAUUUUUGAUCAUCUUGGAUGAUGUUUGGGAGGACAACAAAACUGAUGAGUGGGAAAAAUUGUUGGCUCCUUUGAGGACAAGUGUGAGAGGAAGCAGGAUCUUGUUGACAACUAGAAUGAGGUCAGUAGCAGAUAUGGUUACCCAUGUAACAAAAGGACCAAAGGAGAUCCUAAAUUUGGAUGGACUACAUGACGAUCACAAUUUUACGCUCUUCAGAAAGUAUGCAUUUGAUGAUGUGCAAGCUAGCAAUUAUGUACAUCUUUUGCCAAUGGCCAGAGAGUUGGCCAAAAAGUUUCGAGGGUGUCCGUUGUUGGCAAAGAUUGCUGGUGGGCAUCUAAAGAGCAAUCUAAGUGAUCGAUAUUGGAACGAUUUGGACACACAGUUGGACCAUCUGGAAGGAAGAAUGGAUGAUAUCAUCACAACAGUUCUUCGAUCAAGCUACCAUCUCCUACCUGCAAAUUUACAGCUCUGUUUUAGGUACUGCAGCAUAUUCCCACAAGAUUAUGAGUUCAAGAAAGAAGAAUUAGUGAGAAUGUGGAUGGCUUCAGGAUUGAUUGAAGAAGAUACAAGAGAUAAAAGGCCAGAAGACACUGGUGAAUUUUAUCUGAUGCAAUUGGCAAGAAAAUCAUUCUUUACAUUUGUGCCAAAAGAAGACCCUUGCAGCCAAGAUUGUAUGGGAUAUUAUACCAUACAUGAUUUGUUGCAUGACUUGGCACGCACUGUUUCCUUGGGUGAGUGUCUGAGGUUUGAACCAAGUGGCCACAAAUAUGACAUGCCUACAGUUCGGCAUCUGUGGAUUGCAAACUUCAGCAAGUUAACCAUUGAAGACAUCAAGGCACUUUCUAAUUCAAAGCAUCUGCGCACCCUUGUCAUUGAAGACUCACGUGAUGUCAGUAAAGAUUACAGAGCGCCACUAGAGAAAGCUGUGGAGAACUUGAAGUGCUUGCGGUUGUUGAGCCUGAAUGGCAUAACAAAAUUCCAUUUUGCAAGUAAAGCUUCCAAUAAACACUUGCGUUAUCUACAUUUUUCUGGUAUGCAGGAAGUGUAUGGAUUUUCCAAACUUUAUCACUUGCAAGUGCUCACUGUUUCAAACAGUAUAUGUGCUGAUCCCAAAGAACUGAAAGGGCUUGGAAGGAUUUCCAGCUUGCGAUAUGUGUCCUAUGGUGCCAAAGCAUUGGGUGAGUUCCCUGUUGGUGACCUGCAUUCCCUUCAGGAGCUGCAAAAUUUACAGAUUCAGUCAAAGAAAGGCUAUGGAAUAGGUUCCCUAAGUAAUUUGAGCAGUCUGCGCGAGCUAAAAGUUUCCUGUCUUGAGAAUGUUGGAACCCCGGAAGAAGUUGAGGAAGCCAAACUAAGUGAAAAACACCAUCUUAAGUCACUAUCAAUGAGCUGGUCUGAACCCAAUAUUGCCCGGAGAUCAGAAGAUAAGUCAAUUAUUGAUAAACUGGAGCCACCUGGCAAGCUCAAAAAAUUAGAAGUAACAGGAUAUGGUGGCGCUGAAUUGCCAACUUGGAUGAAGUGUGUCUCCCUUACAAAUUUGGUAUCACUUGAGCUGAGACGGUGCAUUUAUUGGCAGCACCUCCCAGAUCUUGGAAACCUACAAUUACUCAAGCACCUUGAGCUGGAAAAACUUUCUGAAUUGAGACGAAUUGGCCAAUCUUCUGACUCCUUGCCUCCAUAUAUUACAAGUCUAGUGGUGAAAGAUUGCGAAAACUUAAGUAUACUGCCAGUUUUACCUUCGAGUUUGGUGCAGUUGAAAAUAGAUGCUGUUGGAUUGAUCAGCCUUCCAACAAUAUCUGACCCCCAUGAUAGCAAUGUGGGGCUUGAAGCCACUUCUCCCAGGUUACUCUCAGUUAUCAUUAGGUGUUGUCCAAGAUUAGAAUCUCUAGAAGGGAGCUUUCUACUGCAGGAACGCUAUGCCAGAAGUUUUCGAAUCCUGAAUAUUGUUGACUGUGAAAAAUUAAAAAGUGCUCCUCUUUUAUUUGGUAAAAUGAAUGAUCUUACAGGAUUUCAUAUUGGUAAAUCAUACUGCAUAAAAAUGAUGGAAAAGGUUGAUGGUGGGCUACUCCCUAACACACUUAAGGAACUCUCCAUUAAUUGGUGUGGUGAACUCCAACGUCCACUGCUGGACUCACUGCUUGGUCUGUCUAAUCUUACGUCAUUGAAAAUAUAUCAUUGCAGCAUGGAGGCUCUUCCAUCAUCAGGGGUGUUCAAGAGUCUCACAGCGCUGCGAAUUAUGGCUGUAGAAAGAUGUGGGUCGUUGACAUGCUUGGGUGGGCUCGGUGCCCUUUCACACCUUACUUGGCUGCAGAUCACGGAUUGCGAAAAGCUUGCCAAAUCAGGUGAUGCUGGUGGAGGUAUGUUAUCAGAGUUCUCCCUACAGGUCUACUUGCUCUGGGUUGAUUUCCCCUCUGUGUUAGACAUGCAGCCACUGAGUAGAUUGCGUGACACCAAAAGUUUGAUUAUUUCCGCCUGCCCUUACAAUAACCGCAGUAUAUCUCGACAAUGGCUGGAGUUAAAUAGAAAGUCCCUUGAAUCCCUGGAGAUAGACAAACCUGGUUCCGUGCAAUCACUAGAAGACUUUUGCUCUCUCAAGAGAUUGGAUUUCCAUCGUGCCAAUGAGUACACCGCGUUACCUGCUUUGCCCACUUCACUGGAGUGUUUCAUUGUCAGAGUCUGUGAUGAAAAAUUGGAGGAGAGCUGGGGAAGGAAAGGGAGCUCUGAAUGGGAUAAGAUUUCCCACAUUCCUCAUGUGAGAAUAGGAAGAACAUACUACAAAUCCGGUCAGAGGAGCAAGUCAUUUUGAUAGAUGUGAUUCUCUAGUAGAAAAGGGAAAAGGUAUAUGUAACGUUUUUGUUAAUAAACAAUAG